Molecule: messenger RNA, 462 nt
Organism: Sordaria macrospora k-hell
Lineage: Eukaryota; Fungi; Ascomycota; Sordariomycetes; Sordariales; Sordariaceae
Source: RefSeq, a predicted model, not a curated record
AUGUGCACCUACCAUUACCUUCACCACCACCACAUUCCCCCUUGCUCCAAGGACCUUUACUUUGUGAUUCACUACCUCUUCUGCUCCGACGCGACCAUCGACCUCAACACCGGCAAUCGUCAGCCAUGCAACAACGCCAUCUACGAUGACUCCCACCUUGCAUCAACAGCCAUGUCUGCCUCCAUGUCCAUGUCCAACAGCAUGUCAACACUCUCCACAUCCCCCGCCUCUUCUCAGUCUUCAGCAUCAACGUCCUACUACUCCAAUGACGGCACCUCCUUCCCCGUAGACUACAACUCCCUCUACUCUUCUACCACCUCUCUCAACCUGAGCCAGCAACAACUACCACAAACAAUGGACUUCAACAACCCCUGCGCAUCCUCCACCUGCCUCACCAGUCUUGAGUGUGCGGAGGCAAAGGAAAUGAAUAUGCGUGGUGCAAAGCCCGGCCAGGGCUGGUGA